CCCCAAACUAGCAGAUGGACUGGAUCUGUCCUUGUCUUUGCCUGGAGAGCGUCUUACUACGAGGGAGUGGCGCUGUGUGACUCUGCUGACCUGGUGUCUCAUUGUCUAGUGGAAUGUUGGCAGCAGUGCUGAAAGAAGUUACACGUGUGCAGGGAAACAGACAUUAUCCUAUUAACCAUUAGCAACCAGGUCCUCCUCCCGAAUCCAUUUAGUCACCGAGUAAACAGCACAGACGGAGCACAGUACUAAAUACAGAAAGCCACGAGGACAGUGCGCUCUUCAGAGCCUACAGGCUUCCCUGGACAUUAAGGGGACACUCUCAAGGUCAGAGGGACUGACGCGUUUCACUUGCAUUGAUUUUUAUCUCCUACUGGCCUGUGUGAUACCUUAUACGCAGGGGCUUUAUUUCCCCCCAACAGCUUCACUACUUAGUCGAAUUUUUCUUUUUGAAUGAAUGCCAGUGGGCCGGCCCCGAGGAACAACCCAGCGAUAACCAAAGCUUGCAAAGGCUACCACUACGGAAACGACCCUGCGAUAACAAACCAGUGUGUGAAGCCUCACACUGACCAACAGCACUAUCCUAACAAGUUGUGCGUACAGCCGCGCCCGCCGGAGCCACCCUACGCACGUGACUGUGGCAGGAAAAUGAUUGGAAUGAGAGCAGAGGCCGAGUUCCUGAGGAGGUGGAUGGAGCUGAGUGAGGAGAUGACCCUGGAAGGAGAGUCGAUGGGGAACAGCUCUGAAUCUGGCAUUCAGCUCAUGGAGAAUAACUCACCAUCUGCCCCUGGGCACCCGGGCUGGAGAGAGCUUCACCUGGCAGCUUGGGACAGCAACGCCCACCUGAUGAAGCAGCUACUGAGGCAGGGGGCAGUGAUAGAGAGCAGGGAUGAGAAUGGAUGGACGCCCUUACACAGUGCCACGCUGAAGGGGUCCAUCAUGCUGGUGAAGUUCCUGGUGCAGCGCGGAGCCGUGGUCCAUGCCACAGACAGAGCACACUACACCCCGCUGCACCAUGCCUCUUGGAGAGGCCAUACCCAAGUGGCUGAGUUUCUCCUGGCUCGGGGAUCCCCGGCAUCAGCCGUGACUAAAGGGGGCCUCACCCCACUUCACUGUGCAGCAGCCAGCGGUCACACCCUCAUCGUGCAGUUGCUCCUACGGCAAGGCACAGAUCCUGCCAGCGGGGACAACAACCGGUGGACGGCACUGCACUGGGCGACUGUGAACAGCCAGCUGCAUAUUAUGGACUUGCUGAUUUGCCAGGGUCUCUCCCCAGACCUGGGCAGUAACGGAGGCAUCACAGCACUGCACAUCGCGGCAGAGACGGGAAGAAGUGAUGCUCUAAGGUUCUUGCUAGCCAAGGGUGCCAACAUCAAUGCUCAGGAUGGGCUGGGGAGAACAGCACUUGCCAUUGCAUCCAAUAAUGGCAAUCAAGAGAUUACAGAACUGUUGCUGAAAAGCAAAGCUGAUGUGAACAUGAAGGACCACUACGGCUGCACGGCACUCCACAAGGCAGCAGCUGCGGGACACUUGGCCCUCGUCCACUUGCUGAUUAAGACAGGAGCUGUUACCAACAUUAGGGACUGUCUGAAUCUGACUCCGCUUCACAGAGCUGCCUGUCGUGGGCACAGCGAGGUAGCUAAUUACCUUCUGGACCAUGGAGCUGAGAUCAAUGCAGCUGGCUGGCUAAACAAAACCCCGCUGCACUUGGCUGUGGAAAAAAAUCACUUCCUUUUAAUGGAGCUGCUGCUGGGGAAGGGGGCAAGUCUGUCCCUUAGAACUCGCUGGCAUGAAACGGCACAGGAUCUAGCGUCAGACAGGGCCCUACCUGCGGGCACUCCAUCCGCUUCCCAGGAGAAGAUGACAAGCUGCAAUCCGGACCUGAACUAGAUCCCAACUCGAGUACAGUUAGCUGGACCUGAGAGACAUGAGAACAGCUUUGUCCUUCAGUUUCCUCUGCUGCCAUCUUGUGAAGAAGGAUCAGACUUUCCCAUCAUGCCAGUAUUAACCGAUAAAGGGCCUGAUUCUCAUUUACCUUGUUCUUGCAGUGGAACAGAACCCUAAAGGGGGUAUAAAUAUACUGUAUAUCCAUUGUAAGGCCCCUUUAUACUGCUAGAGUGGUGCCACAGGGCCUGAAUAUAAAUGAGAAUAAGGCUCUAAUUUUUAAAAGGUUCUGUCUUUACCAAUGUGCUGCUGUAAUACGUAUUUACUAGGGAUGUGAUUAAACCAUCUUUGGGGAUUCAUUAGAUACCAGAUAAUGUAGCCAGUGGAUACUAAGAUGAAUCAGAGAGGUGGGGUGGGUGGUGCCCAAGGCGCAAGAUGAGGCCCUGGAAAGGGUGGUCGGAGUAAUGAAGCAGCAGAGGACACGGUAAGGGAGAUUGGUAGAAGAUCGGCCAGGCAGCGAGAAGAAGCAAGACCACACUUAAAAUGGCUGCCGUCAUCACAUGGUGGUAGCCAUUUGAAGUGCCUGAAAUUCACUUACCAUUUAGCUUGGGAUGCAGAAGAAGGGCAAAAUGGCCAGAUCUGUGCUAUUUACAAUCACCCUAUCUCUAGAAUACACCUUUGUACAUUAGAAUAAUCCUAUGCUGAUGUCAUCUUCUAUUCAGCCAGUGGCCAUGUAAUAAACCUGUAUGCAUAAAAGAAACACUGAAUCAACUGAGAAAUUACCAGCUCUUGUAGCAUAGGAAGCACUGAAUCAGCAAAGCUGUCAUCUAGGCAAUAACUGCACCUGCUGCCUCCAUAUAGGGCAGGAUUCCAAAUGAAUGCAG
Molecule: messenger RNA, 2765 nt
Organism: Malaclemys terrapin pileata
Lineage: Eukaryota; Metazoa; Chordata; Testudines; Emydidae
Gene: ANKRD65
Product: ankyrin repeat domain 65
Exons: 4
Coding region: 451-1887 (478 amino acids)
Biological process (GO): innate immune response
Cellular component (GO): cytoplasm; nucleus
Molecular function (GO): protein binding
Source: RefSeq, a predicted model, not a curated record